Molecule: messenger RNA, 10424 nt
Organism: Girardinichthys multiradiatus
Lineage: Eukaryota; Metazoa; Chordata; Actinopteri; Cyprinodontiformes; Goodeidae
Gene: ptchd3a
Product: patched domain containing 3a
Exons: 4
Coding region: 7619-10177 (852 amino acids)
Cellular component (GO): membrane
Source: RefSeq, a predicted model, not a curated record
UCCUGCUCCGCUCGUACAGGGACCGGAUGGCCCCUAAUAAAGGGCCCCCGAUUCCAUACUCCUGGAGCACCCCCCACAGGGCAUCACGAGGGACACAGUCGAAUGCCUUCUCCAGGUCCACAAGCCUGGUUAAUAAUGUAAAUUUCUUUGAAUGGAACUGAAACCCCAGAUGAUAAUUUGAGAAAUUCAAAAAGUGAGCCUCUGUUUUUGUUUGUGUUUUUUUUACACACCGCAGACCCAAAUAAAUGUUAUUUCAAAUUGAUAUAGUUCACUCAUCGUCAGCAUGAUAAUCAGCAAAUAAUUUUAACCUUUUUGAUUGCACAAGUUUGAAUUUAUUGUGGAUUACCACACACAUUAUAUACAAAGUCCUAAACAGUCCACUAAUUUUUGGUUAAAUUUUUCUUAGCAAGUUCUACCUCAAUCACAUACUUUCUGUAGUCAUCAGUCAGCUUUUGUUAUAAUUCUGGCAGAAUAUUUAACCACUCUUUUUGCCAGGAGAGGCAGAGUUCAUUUAGCUUGGUUGAUCUUUCUGCAUUGACCUUGAUUUUAGGCAUAUUACAAACAUUUUCAAUAGAGUUUAUGUUGGGGUUAUUCCGAAACCAGUGUGGAUGAAUGUUUGGGAUUGCUGUUCAGCUGUGGCCGAGUUUCAACCAUCUGACCCAAACCGUAAACAUCAGAUUAAAAGUAAAUGUCUUGGAGCAGUGGUGGCCAAACCUUUUGCCAUCAGGGCCAAAAUUGGCAAGUUAAUUGCAAUUGCCUGACACAAAAUUUCAUUUUUUUAAUAAAAAAUGCAAAAAUACAAUACAGAAAAAAAAAAAAUGAAACUAUGACAAAUCAAAAGCUACACAUUUUUAACUUGGAUUUAGUUGUUUUUUUUCCAGCCAAAACAUUCCAGAUCAAACAUCAGAACUAGUUUGGCAAUGGAUAAAACAGGCUGACUUUAUGCCAGCCGUAUUGAACAUUUAUGUUUCAACCAAUUAAAAUGAGCCCUUUCAGUUUUGAUAAGAGCACUCAAAUAUCCAGCCAGAAUUAUGCCGGGAGCUUGUUGAGGUGCAACGUUAAACUAAAUAUUCAUGGGGGUGUAUGUAUGUAUAUAAACCUGUAGGUUAAUUGUAAUCCUGUGUAGAUUACAGAAAGUCCAAAAAUGAAUUUUAACUUCUGGACUCAGUUGUUAUUAGAAUUCAGGUUAUUCAAGAUUUUUCUUCUUCCUGCUGCCCUCUUACUUGUAUACAGUAAGUAGUGUAAGCGUAUAUGUUUGUGACUUGUGAUGAAAUUUGCUAAAUCAAGUGAAUAAACUGAUUGAUUAAAAGUCAUUGAAAUAGUUUGCUUUAUAAUUAUUUGGACAUGGAAAACAAAGCUUUAAACAAUUAACAAAACACACAGACUUAUAUGACGUCUAUAUCUAUGAUGACUGAACAUAAACCUCUAACCAGGGCUGUGCAUUUAUGGCUUCAGUUGAGUUUAAAUUGUUGAACUAUUUAUCUUUAUUGGUACUUCUGUUCAUCAUCUUUGGAAGAACAAUAAAAAUGUUAAAGAGAACAAUUAAGCAUUUUCUGGAAUUGAGUUUCUUCUGGUCGGAUGUGGACUGUGUCUCAAUGCCAGUGACCCUCAAUAAGCAAGUGUAAAAUGUAAAUGUGUUGCAACCCUCUUGCCUUUUCUUAGAAACUUCUAGUUUGUCAGUCUCUGGAAAAAUGCUGCUCUAUGGUAUUUCAGCGCUUAGGUGUGUGCAAGAAUUUCGCAAUCAAGAAAACCCCUUCUCGAAAUGUAAUAUUUUAGCAGAACUGAUGCAGAAGAGCCACAUAUCUCUGCAACAGCCAGAAGAGCCACUUUAAACUCUACCUUGAGGUUUUACGUUGUGCUCAGUGUUUCACAUAUCCUUAUCAUGGCCAUAAAUAUUAUGGUCUUAAUGCUUUUAAUAAUUUAUUUGAACCGUUCCUUUUACAGGAUAGAGCUCAAAAAGGAUUUUUAAAGCGUUGGUUGCAUAUGUUUCAGGUUGUGGAAAUUACACCUACUGGGUCAAAUCUUUACUUACAACCGAACAAAUUUUGGGUUUAUUGUCUCUUAACAAGUGACACUUGAACCACAAGCUUCUGCCAUAAUUGUGGCUGGAUAUUUGAGUGCUCAACUGGACUUAAAAUUGGUAAAGUCUUUUUUUUUAGUUAGAGAGCCUGCAUUCAGGCAUAGUCCAAAACAUUUCAGUAGGGUUGAAGUCAGGCCUGUGGUCUGUCAACAAUAUUUUGAAGGAACUUAGAGAAAAGUCAUUUUGUCAUAUAUUGCUGCGUACUUGUCAGACCAAUGUGCCUAACAACGCUAGGAAACAUGGUGAGUUGCAGAGCUUUCUUUAAUUAUAAUAAUAAUAAACAGGAAAAGACUUACGGUACACAGACUGGGUAACAGACACGGAGCAGGCAGUAUUCAGGAGGAACCAGUGGAGAAUAAUGAAACCAGAAAGUAUAAAUACUGAGGUGGGGUGGAGACCACUGAACAAUGAAAGCUAAUCAGGGGAAAAUCAGGAGCAGCUGAUGGAAGAGAGUGACUGCAGGCAACUGAAGGAGGGAGGCUAAUAAAUACUAAUGAGCAGGGAGUCCAGGGAAGUACCAGAAACAUCUAAGUGAACAGAAAUCUGUAAACAAUGGGACUACCUGAAGAACAUAAACAAAGAGGACAAACUAAAACCUCUAAACACAGGAAUCCAAGAAAGAAAUCUAAACGAUAUGAAUAAACUGAAAUAACAGCAACUGAAGAACAGGGCAGUGCAGAAAAAGCAAACAGGACUCAAACUGAAAAACCCCUAACACAAAAAGAUUAUGACACGUUUUUGUGAGUGAAAGGACCUUUCUGAAUUUCAAAUUAUUUCACUAAAGAAUUCGAGAUAUAUGGUAGUCAUUUAAUAUAAACCGGACCAGAUCCAGUAAGACAGUAAUUUUUGGUUCUACAAUAUAAAGCCAUCCAUGACAGUAGCAUUCAUUAAUGAAUCGUUUCUAAGAAAAUAUCAGUACCAUCAUUUUAUUUUCAUGCAUGUCUUGGACUGUUUAUGACUGCAGUUGUCUAAAUAGAUGGAAAGCUGAGACGUAUUUGGUAAAUCUCUUUGCUAACCUGUCCUGUGAACUGGAAAGAUGUCUCUUUAAAUCUUUGCAAGAGUGAAAGAAUGAGGUAAAGGAGAUUUUAUCUUUUCACUGUUGUUUCUAUUUUCCUUACUGUUUAAGUUUCAAUAACAGAACGGUUCCUUAUUUUAAAGAAGGCUGGCAUCCUUAAAUACAUUUUGUUCCAUCGCCAUAAAGGUUUUAAUUCGCAAACUUCAAUUAAUGUAUUCUUCCAUGCUUACAGGGUGGCCGAUCACUUAGUUGCUACUUAUGAAUAUAUUACAUAGUACAUGGUUACAUAUUGUAGCCUUCUUUAUAUCCGGUCUUAGCACUUACUUUCUCCUGACCUCCAUUCUGUGUCUGCUAUUUGCUUCACUGUGAACAUUGCCCUUAUUAAUCAAGCUGCUUGGCAGGUGCGUGUGAAGAAAUGGUAGUUAAGAGUCUGGAGGAGGAGGAGGGCCACGUGGAGGUGCCUGACUGUAUGCAUGUGUGAGUGGUAAUGGUAAAGAGCAAGCCAGCUGUUGCUCAGCAUCUAGUGACCCACGGUUGUGUGAGCAGGGAUAAAUACAGAUGCUAGCAUUUCCCCAUCUACUUAAUGUGAACUUAUAGCAUAAUGGAAACUGCUCCAUCACAUGGGAAAGAAAUGGGAAAGAGAGGAGGAAAUUAUUCCACUGGAAAGAUUUUGGGUAGGAGGUUCAGUUGGGCUGGUUGCUUUAAACUUUAUCCCCCUAAAAGUUUUUCAUGUUUCUUUUUUUCUGAUUAAGUCCACCAGGAAUUCAUUAAUGGCAAGAUUUCAUAAGACUAAAGUUUCUUACGUACCAAAAUAAUCAUUUCAAAUAAAAUGUUUUCACUGCCCCAGUAAAAUUUAUGAGCUUUACAACAUUGUGUUAUAGGGUCUAGGUCCAACAUCACAAGUUCUACUUACCAAGUGCAAAGGUCAACAGUGUCUAAAGCAACUAGUUUAGGUGACUAAUAAACUAAGCACAUGAAUAUCUAACUAGAUGGUAAGGUAGAUAGUGAAAAGGCAGCUGGUUAGCUUGGUAGCUCGUUUGUUACUUAGCUGGCUAGCUAGAUAAACAAAUAGCAAGUUAACAUGCUGGUAAGCUAAACAAAUGAGACAGACAGACAGACCGACAGACAGAGUUGACUGACUAGUUAAAUUACUUGGAAAGGCUUGGAAAUCUGAUUGUGACCUUCUCUGAUUCUCACUCCAAAUCCGCUAUGAAGCUAAAUGUUUAAAUGAUAAAGAUAAGGUUAAUACCUGUAGGACUGGUACUUCUGAAUUUAAAUCUUCAAGUAACUGAUGUUCAACUGAGCCACUCAUCCCAUUAGUUUUACAAAAUACGUGAAUAUGUGAAAUUUGAAAAUAAGGUCAGAGUAGCUCAAAUGCUUGAACAACGGUUCAAACCAUUAUAAAAAUGGUUUGAGCACCCAAUAAGGAUGCUUCAAAGGUUUUGUUUAGGACAGCCAACUGGGGGGAGAUGGUUCUAACCUGAAUAUGUUGGCAGAUUAUAUCUCCAAUGCGCCUCUGCAGAUUUUAGAGAUUGGACGUUUAGCAGGACUUUGAAGCCACAUGUUCUAAAACAAUGAGAUCAGUUUUUUUAACCUUAUUCUGUUUUCUCUUUAGUUUAUGUUUUCUCUGUUAGUUUUUGUUAUAGUAGAUUUUUGAUGGAGCUAAACAUUGAAAAGUAAUUAACUAGGUUCAAGAAAGCAGAUGGAUAGACUUAGAAAAAGGUUUGAAAUAAAGAGACCCGCCCAGACUAGAGGGGUAGUUCCUCCUGUGAGGUUUUGGUCUGCACCGGGCUCUGUGACAUGGAGGGGAAGAAUCCAGAAGAUAUUCUUACCGGAGGUCCAACCACUGUUUUUGGCAUCUUGGCUGCCUUCUUAUCAGAGGUGUGGACUGUGACUUGAUGACUUGACUUGAGUCACAGAUUGAUGGUUACAUUAGAAAAGACUUGUGAUUUGACUCUGACUUGAAUACUAAUGAAUUGUGACUUGACUUGGACUUGAGCAUCUUUACUUGAAAUAACUGGAUGCUCUCAUUAAAGUAAAAGAUUUACCGUGCAAAAAAUAAAUGCCUCUUGCUUUCUAGCAGUGCUGAAGCAUAUUUUUCUUUUCUGUUAGCAGCUUUAAAGAAGAAUGGUUCUAUAAAUAAAAUAAUUUUUAUUUGAUAAGUUUAAUAAAAAAAUAAGUUUUUCUCACUAGUUAAUGGUGUGUGGAAUUAUGACACUAUCAAGUAUAUUAUGCUUUUUAUUGGCAUUUAAAACUUGUUUUAUGAUUGCCUUCAUCCAUCUAUUCAUUUUCUUUGCUACAUUAUAUUUAGAUGGUAGUAAGACAGUUGGGUUAGGAAGCCUAUCCCAGCUGACAACAAUCAAAAGUAGGGCACGACCUGAAAACAUUGCAGAAAGUUGCCCUUCCACUGCAGUUUAAACAUUUAUAGAAAGCAUUUGUUUAUAUUCUUUUUGACAUUUAAACAAACACUUGUUUUGUGUGUGUUUAGUAUUUCAGAGAUAGCUCAUUAUGACUUGUUAAUGACUUGAAAUUUACACCAUAGGACUUGGACUUGACUUGGAACUUGCUAGUCUUGACUUGUGACUCAACUUGGGACUUUUGACUUGGGAAUUAAUGGCUUGGUCCCACCUCUGCUUCUUAUUUUUUUGUUCUAUUUUUUUGCAAAAACAGUAUCCAUAAACAUGUCUCUUAACCCAUAAGUGUUACAUUAAAAUAUAGGUUUGCCUUCAAAGCCUAAGUAGCCUUUGAAAAAACACUUCAGUCAUCUUGCCAUCAUGGUAAGGUCCUCUGACCGUUUUUAUAAAUCCCAAAUCAAGUUGGUUAUGUCCUACACUCUUGAGCUUUCACAAUUGAAGCCAGCAUUGAAUGAAGCUCAGUGGGGUCUAUAUAGAGGCUACAUUAAAAUGUACUAUGCUGAUGACCGUUGCUUCAUAACCUCACACAGUUCAGGGACCUGCUCUGAUUUGUUUGCCACACUUCGCCAUGCUAAAUCACCGCGCUGGCAAGAAUUAAUGCGUGUCAAAUCUUGCAACAUGGCGGCUCUGGUGUGUUUUUGCCUGAUCACCAGUUGGCCAGAUGGUGGCUCAGAUGGUAAUUGCUACAUCAAAACUUUAAGCUGCUAAGCUGGCUAACAAUUACACAAGUCAAACCCUAAUGUACUGUCACUUCCUCGCCUGGCGGCUUAAAGUAGAAUCAGCUUCAGAGCUUCAAGAAAACCCACAGAGACGGCCACAAGUCUCUGUGCUGGCUGUUGGCUCAAAAAAGUUUCAAACCACAGACUUAAUUGAGUUGCUGAAUCUUGCCUCUUUGGAAAUUAUGACUCUGGGAACCUACUGCUACUGGUGUACAUUAGUCCACAUCUGUUAUUCUGGAGACCUGCACCAAAACAUUUUCUCAACAGGCAUGAGGAAAUAAAAAAUUCAAUACGUAAAAAAGCCCAUAAGGUUUUAUUUAAAAUGCAAUCAUAUCACACAUAUUUCUGUUUUUCUGUAAAAGCAUCUAAAGUACAUUUUUUGUAGACUUGAUUUUUGGCAUUUAAUCACUGCCUUUCUUCAGUUCUGGAAGUUGCAUCUUUUUGUUUUUUGGUUUCAGCUUGAUUCUGUGAAACGUAGAAGGUCGUCUUCCCUCAGUAAUGAAGCUUUUCAUCCAGUUGGUCCACUCAUGAGCAGAAGCUUUAUGGUGGUUCAUUUGCUCUAUAGUGCCAUCAAGUGGACAAUAAAUGUAAAAUAGGCAGAGUGAUUAUAAUAAAAUUUAUUUAUUUUUUAUUUCAAAAAUAACUUUUCUGCUGUGCUGGGCCUCAGGCAGAGAAGAUUUUGCCUGCUUUAGAAAAUAGCCAGAAAAGCAACAAACUGGCGAUCAGUCAUGUGGUACAGCUAGCUUCGCACAUAAAUCUUUUAUAAACACCUUUAUUUUCAAUUAAACAGUGGAACUGAAUGUAAACAAUUUUGGUGAAGCAAAUUUGAACGUGCUCAAUUUCCAAGAUCUCCCACAUUUGCUAUCUCCAGAAGUGUCUGGGUCAUGUGGCAUGUGACAUGAAAUAAAGACCUUAAUUUCCUGUUGUUAAAUCUGUUAACACAAACCUUUAAAAGUCGUUAUCUUUAAACGACAGCACAAUAAAUGCCUUGUGCAAGGACUUCAGGAUUCUUUUAUAGCUCUCCUUUGGUGAAUCAUCGCCUUUCAACAGCAAAUUUCACAUCUCAAAGUUGCAACAUUUACACAAUGAUUUAUAAAAAUAUGUGCUUAGUGAAUUCCCUCCUCCACAUGUUUACAUUCUAAAGCAACAAAAUGUGACAUACGUAAAUUUCCACAUGUCGUAAUAGGUUUACCUUCCAUCUUGGGUUUUGUCUUGCCUAACUUUUUAAGACACCUGCUUAUCAGUUUUAUUGUAAGAAGCAUCGUUAAAAGCAACACUGUCCCAGUCUGACAUUCCAGUAAGAUUGUUAACCAAACCUCCUAUAGGCUCUUCCAAAGCAGCCUUUAUAAGGGGUACUUUCCCUUCCUGUUGGAGUCCUGCUACAGUAAAGAUGGGUUGCAGACGCACAGACUGCAUCUCUCGGCCUCUGUCCAACCUUUUUGAGAAACUCGGAUCGUUAGUUGGCUCUUGUCCAUUUUAUUUUUUUGUUAUUCCUAUUUUAAUCACAGCAUCACUUAGUGGGGGCUUUAUUUUCCUUAAAGAUAGAGAGGACAAUGAUCUUGAGAGACAGUUUACCCCCAAGAAAGGACCCUCAAAGGCAACAAGGGCUUUUGUUAGAGAGAACUUUCCUUACAAUGCUUCCAUGUUUUCUGAAGACAGAUUGUAUGACAAGGGGAACUUUGCAUCCGUCAUUGUUGUGUCAAACAACAGCGACAAUAUUUUGAAAAGUCCUGCCUUGGAGGACAUUGUCAGACUCAACGAAAAGAUUCUGAAUAUCACUGUGGACAACAGGAAGCUGGGAUUCAGCGAGGUGUGUGCCAAAGCCCAUGAAAAGUGUGUCUCAAACGUCAUCCUGGAAAUCAUCGGCUACAAUGAAACCAGCAGAACCAGCAUCACCUAUCCAGAACAUAGACAUGAGUCCAAUUUAGUCUUUCUGGGCUCUGCACUUGGUGGAGUUCUGACAGAUGCCAGCAGCACCAUCCAGGCAGCUCAAGCUGUGAAGCUCUACUACUACUUAAACAACCAAGAAAAUGCAGCUGAGAUUUCGAAGCUAUGGCUGAAACAAUUUAAAGCUCUGCUAUCAGAUGAGAUGGACAGGAAACACAUUGAAGUCUCUUUCUACACCUCUAAAUCCAAGCAGGAGGAGAUCGACAGCCACACCGUAGACGGAUUCCCUUUAUUCCUCAUCACUUAUGCCUGCGCUAUAAGCUUCUCUGUGUUAUCCUGCCUGAGAUCGGACCACGUCAGAAACAAAAUGUGGGUGGCUGUCAUUGGCGUUUUAUCCUCUGGGCUGGCAGUUGUCUCAUCUUUUGGCUUGCUGCUUUACAUCGGAGUGCCGUUUGUCAUAACUGUGGAAAACUCUCCUUUUUUAAUACUUGGAAUUGGUCUGAACAACAUGUUCAUCAUGGUGUCCGACUGGCAGCACAGCCACGUAACGGACCCUGUACCAAAGCGGAUGGCUCACACUUACAAAGAAGCAGCAAUGUCCAUCAGCAUCACCGCCUUGACGGACGUCCUCAAGUUCUUUAUCGGCGUCAUGUCCGACUUCCCGUCGGUUCAGUCCUUCUGUCUGUACACCGCCACCUCCAUCCUGUUCUGUUACAUCUACACCAUGACCUUCCUUGGCGCAUUCAUGGCUUUAAACGGCAGGCGGGAGGCUAGCAACAGGCACUGGCUAACCUGCAUGAAAAUACCAAUGGAAAAAUCUAUUGAGCAGACUCACAUGUACAACAUCUGCUGCGUGGGAGGAAGUUAUGAUAAGCUCACAGGAGCGGAGAAAAAACAACCGGCAAGUAAUUUCUUUAAGGAUUACUACGGACCAUGUUUGAUGAAACCGGGAGUCAAAGGUGUGGUCAUCAUUAUCUAUCUGGCGUAUUUAGCAACAAGUGUGUUUGGAUGUUUCCAUAUUCAGCAGGGGACUGAACUUUAUGAUCUGGUAGCUGAUAACUCUCAUGUUACGAGAUUCAACUUUAAGGACAGGCAAUAUUUUUAUAAUUAUGGCCCAGUUGUCAUGGUCAUUGUAAAAGGGGAAAUGGCAUACUGGGAUAAGGCCAAAAGAUCUCAACUUCAGGCGUGCAUAGAAGGCUUUAAGGAGCCCCAGUUUGUUGACAGGGACAUUUAUACGUCUUGGCUGGACUCUUACUUAUCAUACGGUCAAGAGAAACUUUUAAACCUUGACGAUAAAGAUGUUUUUCUCUCAUAUUUACCUCAAUUUUUUGAUUUACAUCCUUUUUUUAAGCAAGAUGUGAACCUGACCGGAGAUGCCAUCCAUGCGUCUCGGUUUUUCAUACAGACUGUUAAUAUUACUAAAGCCAGCGAGGAAAUCGAAAUGCUCAAAGGCCUUAAAGCUAUUGCUGGCAGUUGCCAGGUAGCCUCUUUGUUGGUCUACAACCAAGAGUUCAUCUACUAUGACCAGUAUGACUUCGUGGUGAAGAGCACCAUUAAAAACGUUGUAGUUAUCACGGCCGUAAUGUUGGUUGUCUCUCUCCUGCUGAUUCCCAACCCAGUCUGCUCCUUGUUGGUCACUUGUUCAAUCGGUUCAGUAACUGUUGGGGUGAACGGGUUCAUGGCCCUCUGGGACAUCAGUUUGGACUCCAUAUCCAUGAUCAUUUUCACCGUCUGCAUCGGCUUCACUGUGGACUUCUCCGCUCACAUGUCCUAUGCCUUCGUCUCCAGUGAGAAGCCCCAUCCCAACGACAAGGCCGUGGACGCUCUGUCCAGUCUGGGUUACCCCAUCAUUCAAGCCGCCUUGUCCACGGUUUUAGGGGUGUCGGUGUUGUCCAUGUCAAAAUUUUAUACCUUCAGAGCCUUCUUCAAGAUCUUUUUCCUGGUCAUGUUUAUUGGGAUGCUUCACGGCCUCGUUUUCAUGCCAGUCUUUCUGACAGCGAGUGCAUGCAGCUCAGAUAAAGACGAAAAUCCAGAGGGAGUUUUAAAGUCUAGUAAACUUUGACCACUGGACGAAUGGUCUGACAUUUUAGUCUUAAAUGUUUGUAUUUUUAUGUACCAAAAUGUAUGAAAAGCAACCAUGUCUACUGUAUGAAUGUAUACGUUUUUUUUAUUUGAUCUCUGAGAUUUCUGAGAUUGAUAAUCAGUUAUCUGGUAUUUUUCUAAAUAUUUUUUAUAGCAUUUAAUUCAACUGUAUCAUUCUGUGUUUCUAAUGUUUAUACACUUGUAUAAUAAAUAAAAGAGGCAAGCUA